This is a messenger RNA of Truncatella angustata, 2625 nucleotides long. RefSeq lists its product as uncharacterized. Gene Ontology annotation, molecular function: DNA binding; zinc ion binding; DNA-binding transcription factor activity, RNA polymerase II-specific. Gene Ontology annotation, cellular component: nucleus. NCBI's taxonomy places the organism in Eukaryota, Fungi, Ascomycota, Sordariomycetes, Amphisphaeriales, Sporocadaceae. The transcript has 5 exons. The record is from RefSeq and is a predicted model, not a curated record. Gene Ontology annotation, biological process: DNA-templated transcription; regulation of DNA-templated transcription. The coding region runs from base 202 to 2301 and encodes 699 amino acids.
AUUUAGCGGACGUAAGUGCUAAAUUGUAAGCACCAGCUCCAAAACGAAUACUUUCAAGAUGAGCACUACGCCUCACUUCAACGGACGGUCCAAUCUUGCAAGCAAGGAUACAAACCGGAUCAUCAUUAUCAUUAUCCGUCCAUUCUCUUCUGCUUGUUUAUCACUGUCCUCCGACUAUCCUUCUGUGGCACGUUGUCAAACAUGAUGUCGGAGGAUGAGAGACGAAAUGCUGAGGCCGGCCAAGCAGCGCGGCCUCGACCUCCACCUAAUCGCCGACGUGACAAAGCCCAAUUGAGUUGUAACCUGUGCCGACGAAGAAAGCUGAAAUGCGACCGUGUCCGUCCAUCAUGUGGAAAUUGCGUCAGGCGCAGGGUGGAAUCACAAUGCAUCUUUCCUGCUCAUAGCACGUUGGAGUCGGGAAGACAAGUGGAAGCUCUCCCCACAACGGCCAAUACGCUCGAAAGACUCCGCCAGCUGGAAGAGAAUGUCGUGAACAUGAUGCAGAGGCAUGGGCCUUCGGAGCAUGUGCUUGAAUCGAAUGCGCUACUCACUCCCGGCUCUAGUGCAAGCAAUGGCAUCACAACAGACGACGAACCAAUGCGAGAGCACACUGGUACGACUCCAGAUUGCUCGAAUUGGUCUUCUAUCCUCCAAUGGCUACGCAACAGCUCAGGCUCAAGGCUCGGAAAUGCAGCUCGUGUCGAGCAACGGUGUUCCGGGCCUUUGCUGUUAUACGGCUGCCCGCCAGCCACAAGUAUAGAAGAAUUAUUGGAAUGCCUCCCGCCAAGACACCUAGUGAACCGACUGAUAUCCAAUUAUUUCAAUGGGCUAGACUUGUCCUCUGCUAUCGUACAUGGUCCCGAAUUCCUCAAGGAGUAUGAGAACUUUUGGGACAACCCGACCGCCGUCGCCCCGUUCUGGCUUGCGUUACUGUAUGCGAUGCUAUGCACAUCCAUUCAAUUCCAAAUAGCCAAUCCAGAAAACCCCGUACUCACCGAAGAGGUCUUAGGCCCUUCCUUCGAUCAAUACAAGGUGAAAGUAGUUCAAUGUCUCAUGUUUGGCGGCUAUACCAACGGAGGCCCGUACGCGAUACAGGCUUUGAUGCACUACGCCAUUGUGGAGCUCUUCGUAAUGAAAGACGCUGAUACUGGAGUCUGGGUGCUCGUGGGCAUCCUGGUCAAUGUGGCUAUGAAGAUGAGCUAUCACCGUGACCCGGCCUGUUUCCCUAACAUAUCUCCUUACGAGGCUGAAAUGCGACGGCGGCUCUGGAGAUCAAUUGCGGUUCUUGACAGUGCCAUAUCUGAGUCAGUGGGUGUGCAGCGCUUGAUGAGGAAUGUUAACGAUGUUGCAGAGCCGCGGAACUUACUAGACUCUGAUUUCGAUUCCAACACAACUGUACUACCUCCUGCGCGUCCUGACACAGAACCCACACCAAUGCUUUACUGUCUGGCCAAAGGAAGAGCAUUGGCGGUGUUUGGGCAGGUGACCGACCUGGUUACUGCUAGCCGAUUAUGUCCUUACACCGAGGUCAUGAGUGUUGACUCAAUCCUUGCCAAAGCGUGUUCGGAGGUACCGGUGUGCUACAAGUGGAAGCCUUUAUCACAUUCCAUCACCGACUCUGCACAGAUUAUCUGUCGUAGAAUGUACCUCGAAAUUGUGUACCUUAAAGCUCGAAUGGUCCUGCACUUGAAGUACGUUGUACAGUCGAAGAACCCGAAUCAACACGCGUAUUCACGCAGUACGAUUUUCGAAGCGAUCACUCGGCUGCUCGAGCUCCAUCACAUUUGCGACGAAGAAACUCAACCGUCUGGUCAGCUUUUCUCAGUGCGAUGGCGCUAUCUGAUUGCAGUUCAUCAAAACUUUCUACUUGCCAGCAUUGCGGCUUGUUUUUUUCUCGAGCACAACAAAUCAGACUUGAGUCAUGAGAAUCUCGAAACCCUGAAGGAGCUCUGUCGCAAAUCCCAGGGCAUCUGGAUCCGUGCUAGCAGGUCAUCGACAGAAGCCAUGAAAGCUGCAGAAGCCUUGCGCAUUGCUCUCGAUGACCUCGGAGGUCCUGAUAUAUCGUUGCCGUAUCAAGAAUCGCCAGUUCCAGGUCUUGACCCUGCUCCAGGCGGCUGGGAAAGCUCAUAUCUCCCCGGAUAUUUUGGCGGAUUUGAUUUACCGUUCCCAUAUAUCAACCUGUUUGAUGGACUGUCAAUACCUCCCACCCCUUACACCACCCCGGACACUUUGCUGGUUCCUCCAGUCACUGGUCAAUCCGGCCAUUACUUAAUUCAUAAUUCGUGGGUUACAAGUCCUUGAAGCCGGCUAUCUACCGUUUCUCCAUGAUACCAGAGUCAGGAUGCGUCAGAGUGAGCCAAUGAAGCCAGGCUCUAUCCAACCACCCUGCUAUUAUAUGGCGGUUGGGUAUAAUCGUAUGCUUUGCUAUUUGACGGAGGAGGAUACGAUGUGAUAGGCUUUUGCAACAUUAGCUGUCUAGAAUAAUAAUAAGGGCAUUGUGGUAACCACCGCGAAAGCCCGUGUGCUCCUUGCUGAACCAGCCGGGAUAGAUGUGUUUUGGCUGCGUUGCCGCUAUCAAGAAUAUUCGAGACUGCGUCUCAUCUUAAUCGCACUUGAUGUGUCGGG